Messenger RNA from Striga hermonthica, 1464 nucleotides. The record is from the annotation of a GenBank genome assembly. Lineage: Eukaryota; Viridiplantae; Streptophyta; Magnoliopsida; Lamiales; Orobanchaceae.
AUGUGGAAGCAAUUCCUCAGUAAACUUCCCCGGAAAGAUUCACCCAGAAACCCUAUUUUUAAUUCUGCCCCAUAUCCACCAUCCCAACAUUCGGGCCUACACGGGCCGGCCAACACCGCUGCUAAACGGGCUUCAGCCGCGGCGGUGUUCCCAGCCAGCACGAUUGCUGGAAUCGAGCCUCUCCUCGCUUUCAAGGAUGUCCCGAGCUCACAAAGAAUGAACCUAUUCAUCAGCAAGCUGAGUCUAUGCUGUGUAGUGUUCGACUUCACAGACCCCUCCAAACACAUUCAUGAAAAGGAGCUCAAACGGGCCACGUUGCUCGAGCUUCUCGAGUUCAUAUCCGAAAACCCUCCGAAAUUCCCCGAGCCCGCGAUCCUAGCUUCAUGCAAGAUGUGCGCAAUCAACCUGUUCCGAGUCUUCCCACCCGGUACUCGCUCGAGGGCCCACAGCCCGGCCGAGAACGACAAUUGGGCCGAGCCCGUAUUCGAGCCCGCGUGGGCCCACUUGCAGAUAGUGUAUGAUUUCCUCCUCAAGCUCGUGACUUUAUCUUUCCUUGACACGAAAAUCGCAAAGAAGUACGUAGAUCACUCGUUCAUAUCGAGAAUCAUCGACCUUUUCGACUCGGAGGACCCUCGCGAGAGGGACUGUCUGAAAGCUAUCCUCCACAGGAUUUACGGCAAGUUCAUGAUUCACAGGCCGUUCAUAAGAAAAAGCUUAAGCAAUGUGUUUUACAGAUUCGUUUUUGAGAUGGAAAAGCACAAUGGGAUAGCAGAGCUGCUUGAGAUUUUCGGGAGUGUGAUUACGGGAUUUGCUCUGCCUCUGAAAGAGGAGCAUAAAAUAUUGUUUUGGAGAGCUUUGCUCCCUCUGCACAGGCCCAAGUCGUUGGGCGUUUAUUUUCAGCAGCUUUCCUAUUGCGUGGCUCAGUUUGUCGAGAAGGAGCCUACUCUGGCUAGCGGUGUGAUUAUGGGGCUUUUAAGGUGUUGGCCGAUUACGAGCAGUCAAAAGGAGGUGAUGUUUUUGGGCGAGGUUGAGGAGAUUUUAGAGAUGAUCGGCAUGGACGAAUUCCAGAGGAUCAUGGUCCCAUUGUUCGGUCGGAUUAAAUGUUGCAUAAAUAGUUAUCAUUUUCAGGUAGCUGAGAGGGCCUUGCUUUUUUGGAAUAACGACCAAAUCUUGAACCUUAUUUCACACAAUCGAAAAGUUAUUCUGCCUAUAAUAAUCCCAGCUCUGGAAAAAAACACACAGAGCCACUGGAAUCAGGCUGUACUCAACUUAACGUUAAAUGUACGAAAAAUGCUAAUGGACAUGGAUGAUGCCUUAACAUCAUCCUGCAUUCGCAAUUUUCGAGAGGAACAGAAAAAAUCGAAAUUAGUAGCUGAAAACCGGAAGCUCGUUUGGGAACACUUUGAAAAUAUCGCAAGUCUUCAACCAGUAGCAGAAAACACCGCUGUUCUGGUAAUUCAUUAG